AUGUCAAGCCCUAGUGAUUGGAUGGAACUCUAUCACUCUAACUUAACCCACAUCGGUCAAGUCGGAGUUCCUCCGCCAACAACCUCCACGACCACCGCCAGCACCAGCACCACCACCACCACUUCAAGAAAUAAUAACCUGACACUCGAUCAAGGCCGUAUAGCAAAGCCCGCGGCCAAAAGGCGGUCGAGGGCUUCUCAAAGGGCCCCAGCCACCUUAAUCAAAACCGACCUAAAAAAUUUCAAGGCCAUGGUACAACAAUUCACCGGGGAAGUCCCUAUGAGAUCCCAAAUCUUUGCAGGAACUAAUCGAACAAUCGAAUUUACUGCGGACGACGUUGGAACCUGUAGCAUGCGCGUGUCUCAAGUAGAGCAUCCACCAAUCCAUAUGCAACAACAUAACAUGUUUACGAUACACGACCACAACAACAUGAACAUCACCUUCGGUGCUGAUCAAGGGUUUUCUUCAAGGAAUGAAAAUCGGAGUUUUGAUCAAGAUCACGACAUGUUUCGAUCGUGA
Messenger RNA from Striga hermonthica, 519 nucleotides. The record is from the annotation of a GenBank genome assembly. Lineage: Eukaryota; Viridiplantae; Streptophyta; Magnoliopsida; Lamiales; Orobanchaceae.